GAGAAGGGGGGAAAGGGAGUCUGGGGCGGGGGUCUCGCUGGGCCCCAGUGGCGCGCUCGGAGCCCCCUCCACGCUAACGUAGAGACGCCGCGGAAGGGGCCGGCCCCGCGCCUCCGCCAGGGCAGCUCAUCAGGCCUCAGUUUCCCUGGCUGGGGGAAAGUGAGCCCCGUGACGCACCGGAAAGCGGGGGAGAGCGAGAGCGCGGCCUGCCAGUCUUAGACCCCGCCGCGUUUCCGCGCCCCCGGCUCCGCGUCCCACCCAACGCCCUCCACUUCCCCUCGACUCCUGUCCCCGCGACCCCCCUCAGCGCACGCGCCAUCAUGACGCCCAUUGUUUCCCGGCCCAAGGGCCCUGCGCGCACAUUCUAGUGCGUGGGGGCGGGCCGAGGCGGCGCUUCCGCGUAGGCGGUGCGGGGUGUGACGUCGCCGCGUUCUGACGUCUCUCCCCGGGGAGCGCGGUUGCCCGGGUGACCGGGAAAGCCGUUUCCGACCCAGCGGAGCCGAGGUCGAGGUAUUUGUCUUCUGCAUUUUGGGAAGUGCGUCUUGGGAAAGUAUGGACCGGCAUAUUCCCAUGCAUGCAUUGCCUGAAGAAAUCCAAAAGAUGUCCCAUGAUGAGACAGUCUGUAAAUAUUGUGGAGUCAGUUAUCUGAUCCUUCAUGAAUUUAAGCUUAUGGAAGAGAAGAUUAAAGCUAUGGAAGCAGACAUGAAAUUUUAUCAAGGAAGUGUUGACCGGGAAAAGUCACUCCAAGAAAAGCUGCAGUCUCUUAAACGAGAUUUUCAACAGUACAAGGCUAAUGGUGAAGCCCAAACAGAAAGAAUUAAAGAUCUAAGCAUGCAGUUAGAAAAGCAACAAAAACAAUUUCAGAGCGUGAAUGAAGAACUGAGACAUUAUCAAGAGGAGCUAAAAGUCGCACACAGACAAUCACAACAGUACAGUAAGAAGCUGGAGCAGCACCAUGUGAUGCACAAGAAGACACUUAUGUUACUCAAGUUUUCUAAGAGAGAACUAGCAAGCAUUAAAAAUGAAGUCACUUACACGCUCCAGAAUUGGGUUUUCCUGAGUGAGGAAAUGUCGCUACAAAUUAAACACAUCAGUAAAGAAACAGUUUUGACAGAAAUGGCCAAUCUGAAUAAAACGUUAUCAGUGGUCCAGAGAGAUAAGAAACGCCUGGAACAGGAAGUGAAAAGUCUCAAGAUGAUGUCGGAUGCAGCUUUGUUAAAAUCACAGCAGAUUGAGGUGAUAUGCCAUCAAGGAGUAGGCUUGCUAAACAGAUGCCAUGACCUCCAAAAGGAAAUACUAGAUUUACAAAGUCAAAUAGAGGCCAUGGGACUGAAGUUUCAGAAGGCAACCGAUGAAGCUGAGCGGUACAAAGAAAUGUUCAUGACUAAAUCAGAUGAAGCUGAUGAGUAUCAGAGAAAAUUUAGAACGCUGAAGUUUGAAAGCAAAAUUUCUGAAACACGACAUGCUAGAGAGCUAAAAGAGAAGGAAGACUCUCUGCUGGCUUGUCAACAAAUGUGCAAACAUUUACAGGAAGAAGUGGCUGCGAAAGAGAGGCUAGAAGAAAACUUGAAGAGGAGAGCCAGCCUCUCAGAGAAUGAAUUGGAAAUGACAAAAAUCCUUCUGAAUCAGGCAAAGGAAGAGAUUAUGUCGCUGAAAAACGAAAGGGAGUUAUUGCUGAUUUCACAUCAGAAUAGACUUGAGCAGCUGCAGGAAAACUUCAGACAGAAGAUGCUGAGUGAUGAUAACUGGAGAGAGAAGCUUGAAGCGGAGCUGAGCAAGGAGCGGGCCCGGCACAGCGCCGAGUACCGGGAGCAAGCUCUGCGGCUGAAGGAGGAGGCCAACCUGGAGCUCGCCAUCGAAAGGGAGAAGCACCAGGAAGUUGUCAGACAGUGCCAGAAGGAGCAGGAGAGGCUCCAGAAGAAGAUGGCCGACUUAAUCGCCAGCGCUACCGACGACCUCAGGACGGAAGUUGCCGCGCUCGAGAAGCAGCUGCAGGAAGCCCAGAAGCGCCUCGCGGAAAAAGCCGCGUGCAGAGAAGAGGAGAUUGAGAGCCUUAAGGCUCUGGUGGCAGAGUUUGAGUCCCGCCUGAGGAGGGAGAUGGACAACUAUGACUCUGCUUUAGGGGAUCUGAGGAAGGAGAUGAGGCAGAAGUCAGAGGAGCUAGAAAAGGUGACGCAGGAGCACGCCCAGCUGGUGCGGCAGCUCACGCAGGCCCAGGAGGAGACCACUUUUCUGCAGGAAACAGUGAGGAGAGAGUGUGAAGAACGCUUCCAACUGACUGAAGCUCUGAGCCAAGCCCGUGAGCAGCUGCUGGAGCUCCAGAAGCUCAAUGGGAGCUUCCCUUUAUCCCGCUCUUCUCUCAGUCAGGGCAACCUAACCUCCCCCACUUCGAUGGUCAGCAAUGGAGACAAAAGCCACUCCUGCCCACUUCCUGGGAGAGGAAUCAAAAUCCCCAUCCUGCAUUGCGUCUCCAAGGCCCCUAAGUCCCGGAGCCAGAACAAGUCCCCGGGAGGGAGCAAUGUUGUCGCGAGCUUCCCCAUCCCCAGGCCUCCCAGGGGAAAGGCGUCCUCAGUCAACGAAACGAGGAGACGAAUAGCUGUGAUCCUGCAGAAGAGGCUGAGUAACCAGCCCCGAUGAGCGGCCCAGCAAGGUUCCACAUGCGGCACCCCGGGGCUCCCCAGCUGAGGGUGUUAAGGAGCUAGAGGGCUUUAGGUUUAACUUGAAUUCUCCAACAAUCGUGAGAGAAGAUCAGCCCCAGAGAGUCAAAGGGACAUGGAGAGAAAUGGAGAGAGGGCAGUUGGGAUCUUUUUUUUAUAAAGGACCAGAUUUUCAGAGAUUAAGAUUUGGGAGCUCGAUUUAAAAAAAAAAAAAAAAAAAA
Messenger RNA from Sarcophilus harrisii (Tasmanian devil), 2878 nucleotides. RefSeq names its product leucine, glutamate and lysine rich 1 (gene LEKR1). The transcript is spliced from 13 exons. The record is from RefSeq and is a predicted model, not a curated record. NCBI's taxonomy places the organism in Eukaryota, Metazoa, Chordata, Mammalia, Dasyuromorphia, Dasyuridae. The coding region runs from base 553 to 2637 and encodes 694 amino acids.